CUUCGCGCUUGCUUUGCUGUCAGUGCAGGGUUUCUCCUGUUAUCCAAAGCAUGAAAUAUGUGGGAAUGCCGCCACGGUUCACCUGUAAAAAGGCCCAGCAAUGUCGAUGCCAUCAAUUUUUGCUGCUACCUGACUACCUUUUGCCCUACGAAAUCCGCCGUGCCUUCAAGCCUGGCGACAUUUGACGAGCGGUGAUACUGGUUGAUAAGUUUCUUGUUUGUUGUCAACAGCUUGACCUGUUUGGUGGGAUUCUUGUUUUUCUCCCUCUUCUUCUCGUUCAACAAUUGGAUGCACGGCUUGUUGGGCUUCCAAGGUACUGAAAGCAACCUCAAAUUGAAGCAGACAUGCUACACACCGUCUACCUGGCCAGUCUAUGUCAGCGCCGGCGAUGGCCCGAGCCUGCUUACCAAAUAUCCUAUAGUCCCUCUGGGUACCGAUGCGUUGUCAGAGUGAACAACCGUGAAUAUCAGACUCCUACGUAUCAUGCCUCGGAGAGCUCGGCGAAAGAAAAUGCUGCAUUGAUUGCCUUCAACAUUUGCCGAAACUUCUCCGCCAACGAUGGCAUGUACCCGACUGGAUUUGCCCAUGGAGGUGUGAUACAGGGCAAUCCCGUGCCCGUUGGCUCUGGUCGUCACAGCCGCAGGAGCGGUGCCGACACCACUCGAAUGGAGUACCGUUAUGGCGAUUCUGAUAGCGCUGGAAGUCGAAGUGGAGGAAGCAGCCCUGAUUGGGGCGAGUCUCGCCUCUCGAGCCCGAUGCGCUCGUCUCCAUCUCGCCGAGUCGUCUACUCCUCGGACGCUGGCCAAUACAGCAGACGAGCCGUGCCACGCUACUAGGCCUCAGCGGACAACCCUGAAAAGUUCACCAUGCCCUAUCGCUCGGAUAAUAUCCUGGAAUCGACUCGUUUCCAAUGCCUGUGUACGAACCUUACGACUCACGAAACCAUGACCUUUAUGGGGGGCAAUCUUUCCUUUUAUUCAUGAUUCACGAUGACACGACUACGCAUCUUCUGUGACGGUUGGCCGUGGUUAGAUAAAGAAUUUAGCAGGCAACUGUGUGGUUCUCUGAGCCUUUUUUAUUUCCUUUGAACCAUAGCGGCUUGGAGAGCAGGUGGUGAGCUUUUGAGAAACGUCUCCUUGACCAAACUGUUUCGCCCGGAAGGAUGUGUGAAUGCUCUUCUUGCUAGAAUUUAGAACAGCAAAAAUGAUGACUCUUUCCUUUCUUGACCGUCACAAAAAA
This is a messenger RNA of Cladophialophora immunda, 1239 nucleotides long. RefSeq lists its product as uncharacterized. Bases 345 to 836 code for a protein of 163 amino acids. The transcript is spliced from 2 exons. The record is from RefSeq and is a predicted model, not a curated record. Lineage: Eukaryota; Fungi; Ascomycota; Eurotiomycetes; Chaetothyriales; Herpotrichiellaceae.